Messenger RNA from Penicillium samsonianum, 1446 nucleotides. RefSeq names its product Major facilitator superfamily domain general substrate transporter. Lineage: Eukaryota; Fungi; Ascomycota; Eurotiomycetes; Eurotiales; Aspergillaceae. Gene Ontology annotation, biological process: transmembrane transport; carbohydrate transport. The transcript is spliced from 9 exons. Gene Ontology annotation, molecular function: carbohydrate:proton symporter activity. Gene Ontology annotation, cellular component: membrane. The record is from RefSeq and is a predicted model, not a curated record. The coding region runs from base 1 to 1446 and encodes 481 amino acids.
AUGGGUAUCGUGGAAAGGUUUCUCCCCAAGGAUGAUCGCUUUGCGGCACUCCUGUUGUAUGGCAUGGUCUUUUCGACCUGUUUCAAUGGGUAUGAUGCUGGGAUCAUAACAGUCAUUCUGGCUGAUAAACAAUUCAUCGAAUACUAUGGUAUCAAUGAUAAUAAGUCGGGCUUGGUUGCAACGAUCCCCUGGGCGAUGACAGGCUUCGCCCAACUCUUUCUUGGAGGCUCCCUCGCUGGAUGGCUCGGGCGUCUUUGGGCUCUACGAGUCUCCAUCUUCAUAAUGAUCAUCGGAGUAGUUGUCGAAGUUAUCCCGAAUAGCUUCGGGGUCUUGAUCUUGGGAAGACUCCUAACAGGUCUAGGCUUCGGAUGCGUAUACAUCUCCACUAACCUCUAUGUCGCCGAGUGCGCUCCCACCAAGCUCCGAGGCAGCUUCGUCGGAACAGUAUCCCAAUUCGGCUACCAGCUGGGUACCCUCAUCGCCUUCUGGUCCGGCUAUGGGAUGUCCUUCCACAAGUCGCCCUACAACAUCGCCUGGCGUGUCUCCAAUAUUAUCCAAAUCCCCAUCGGUCUGGCUUUUAUCGUGGUCUCGUUCUGGUACCCCGAAAGCCCACGAUACAUGCUGGAGAAGCACCCCGAGAUGCCCGAGCGGGCUCUGAAAGUCCUCAGUAGACUCAGAUCCGGUGCGCCGACUGACGAACGUAUCCGGACGGAGUUCCAUGAGCUCGUUGCCUCAUAUGAGUUCCGGCGCAGAUAUGAUACGGGAUAUAUCGGGCUUCUCAAGGAUAGGAGCAUGCGCAAGCGCUUGUUUUAUGGUAUCUAUGCUGCAAGUCUUCAGCAGUGUGGUGGUAUUGCUUCGCUUACCAUGUUUGGUCGACGGGGCCUGCUGCUUGCUGGGUUUGCUAUUCAGUCGCUGGCCCUCUUGAUCAUGUCAUGUCUUACAACUGCUUACCCGACAAACGGGAACAAGGCGGCUGCUAUCGUCGAGGUUGCUAUGUUGUUCAUUGUUGGUUUGACGUACUGCUGGUCAAAUGGCCCUAUUGCCCCGACGGUGGUGACGGAGAUUUUCCCUCAGCAUGUUAGAGAUAAGGUGGGGUUUUGGUCUGUCGAUGCUUGGCCAAACGUGCUGGCUUAUUAUGCUCACGCAGUCUUGGCCAUCUUUCAACAAGAAGGUCGGGGGUCGCAGUUAUUGGCUACUGUUUGGUUUGAAUGUAGCUGCUGGAUAUCUGUUUACUUCAUUCUCCCCGAAACCAAGGGCAUAUCUUUGGAGCGAAUGGACACGAUCUUUGGGGGUCCGGAUAAUGUAGCGGCUGGUGAGUCUGAGGGAACUUCUGAGAAACGUGAAGCCAUGGCCAUCAUGAACGAAAAAGAAAAGGCGCCAGUUGCUCAUGUGGAGGAUGCUGCUCAAGACCAUCCUUCCCAUGGACCGGAGAGGUCUUCUGUUUGA